Messenger RNA from Aspergillus versicolor CBS 583.65, 1269 nucleotides. RefSeq lists its product as uncharacterized. The transcript has a single exon. The record is from RefSeq and is a predicted model, not a curated record. NCBI's taxonomy places the organism in Eukaryota, Fungi, Ascomycota, Eurotiomycetes, Eurotiales, Aspergillaceae. Bases 1 to 1269 code for a protein of 422 amino acids.
AUGGAGCACCUUCACAGCCGUAUCCCAUACGCUCAAUGGCGUCUUCGAAUUUUCCGCCAAUUAUUUCUUCCAUCCGGCUCGUCUAACCCUGGCUUUUUGCCCCGUCGCGCGCAUUCUAGCAACAGCCGUGUCCAGGAAGACCACGAUGCAACCACCAGAAAUCACAAACACCGCAGGAAUAGGACUGAUAGCACUGGACCUACGAUCCCACCGUCUCAACUUCUACCUCAAUCGCCCCUUAUCACACACCCCAAUCCCGGCCGCGCCAUCCGUCACCGCAAGAAACGCCUGCCCACCCGCGAUGACCUCUCCGAUUCCGAUCUUAGUAACAACCCUUGGGCCGUAGCACUCGCAUCUCCAGUCCGCAUGUGCAGUGCCACAGGAUUGCGAAUGCCCAAGGCCUUCUUAACCGAGUGGGGGCUGGUAGAGCAGCCCGCCUCCGCAGCAGGCUCCAACCUCGAUCCAAAAUCUCGACCAGGCACCCCAAUCGAAAAAAUAAAACAAGAAGGCAAAGGGUUGUGGAUCCUUCCCGUUAAUCUCAUAAAAGAGUAUCUGGGAGACCCAGCUGAAGAGGGCAAUGGCAAGGCGGCCACUCGCCGCAGCCUCAGACUUCGCAUGGUCGACCGCAUGCCCAUCCUCCAGAAAAUCUCAAACGCGGUAAUACGCAGCCGUAAGGCAAAGCACUCGCCUUUUUUGCCCAUGAUCCCUCUCCGUUGGAAAUCUCCGUUCGGGUCCCUUACUUCUGCCUGUGAAUCGCGUCUGGCCUGGCGGUUUGAUAUGCCCGAUUUCGUGCUGAGGAUGAAGCGUAAGGAGGUGAUGAAGCAGCUAAAGUGUGCAUCUGACGGGUUUAAAAAGCGGGAUGUGAAUAACGUAUGGGUAUCUUUUGAUGCCUCGUACCCGUAUUCGGGUGAGACGCUUCUGGAGGGACUAACGACGGAGGGGACCGCCCGAGGGGUGACGUUCGAACACAUUGAGCGCGGUGUCUUCCUAGUCUUUGGGGAUGGCACUGGCAAUGGCAUUGAUACCAGUACUGGCGAGGCGGAUAUUGCACCGGAGAUCGUCACACUCCCGGGGAUAGAUAGGAAAGUUCCUGUUUUCGAUCUUUCACGGCUCUUUUCCAAGGCCGAGUUUGAGGAGAUUCGAGCUUAUCAUCCACGGUUCCAGAAGUCUGCGGUGCUCCUCAGGCCAUCUAACAAGGUUACUGUUGAUGCAGUUUUGGGUUUAUGGCAUUUGCAGGGAUAUCUCAGGCCAACGCUUUCAAAGCGUUGA